UUGAUUGAACGAAUGUCAGCCAGACAGGGUGUAUUCUUCUAACCAUCGAACAUACUGCGAAACCCGCUUGGAUUAUUGAAAGACAAAAGGCUGUAAAAUGGUAGACAGUGUGUGGGUCUAGUCCGCCACCCAGAAGCAGAAAUAACCAACUGCGUUUAUAGGCUGGUUUGAUUUAGGGCACGAUUCAUCAUGAUUGUAAUCAAGGUUUUGAUUAUACUCUUGGCGCUGGAAGUCGGUAGUGUUUGGUGUGAUGUCUGUGGUUACUCCUGUCAACAACGCUACACAACUAGUUGCUGGUUGUUUUGGGAGUGUACUCGUUACAGAGAAAUUACCUGUUACAGGUGUUGCGAAGGAUGGACGGGGUCCGUUGGUGCCGGCUGUCCCACUCCAACAUCGUGCACACAGAUUGCCAACUGUCUGGCAGAGAGCUGCACCACUGCCUCUGAUCAGACAUGCGACAUGUGCCGCGGUGAUUAUGGGGCAGCUCAUGGUUCUGCCUACAAGAAGUCAUACGACCAGACACAAUGCAUCAAGCAAUGUUCUUGGAGGGAAGACAGCAACGCCUGCUACCCGGGGUCCUGCACGGACGCAUUGUGUAAUUGUAACACUGGAUUCUCUGAAACUGACUGCAGAUCAAUGGGCACAAGUCAAGCACCUGUAUUGUCAGAGUAUCGUGCAACCCUAAGGAAGGGCACCACUACCUUAGAAUCACCGACCAUCCAGAAUAGUACGGAUACCGUCUAUACGAACGUCAGAGACUUCGUUGAACUACAGAUUGUAUCGAAAAGCUCCUACCAACCCACUGAUCUCCCACCUACCCAUCCGUACAUCGAAAGUGUUAGACUUGGUGUGGUUUCAGCGAAUGCUUCUGCAGUCGUCCACCGAGCUACAGCAAGCAUAUAUGUAAUCGGGACAGUGACGUCCUGCUCAGAUGGGACCUAUAACAAUGACAAUCCUGCGACUGACUUAUCCAGAUGUGAUCGUAAUUUCACCAUCAACUAUAAUUCAUGGACGCCGGUUACUGGAGAUAUACUCAGGUAUGACGUAACGACAGUCAGUGGAGGAUACAUGAAACUGUACGAUAGGGAUCACUCGAACGAUAUCAUGACCCGAUACUACAAGGGCAGUACGACGUCAGGGUACUCAACUUUCACCUUUGACUUUGAUGACCCCUACCACUGUGUAGAUGUCAUCAGCGGAUGCCGAACUACUAUGUUGCAUGCUGGUGAUGACGUCACUUCACAGGCAAUGUUUACGGUCACGUGGCAAGGCUGGGUGGACGACCUUUCUGGUAUCAAGGAGUUUGACCUACAAGUGAGACAACUGUCAGGAAGCCAUGGUGACCAGAUGACCGAAAUCUUAGACAGCCCGGCUGUAUAUUCCGAUACCGCUGAAUCUGGACAGGAGAUCACCCUACCUCGUGUCGGUGUCUACUCUUUCGUCUUGACCGUGGUCGACAACGCUGGCAACUUUCGCCUGGCUCGACGUUUCGUCUUCCUUGAUGAUGACCCGAAUGACGUCACCAUACAGGAUCACGACACAUACCCACUGCGUGUUCUGUCUGCGACCACAGAAACCGGCUUUGAGUGGAUCACUGCACUAGGCACGACUGGGGGAACUACCCCAGUACGUUUGGACUGGGCGAGCCAUUUCAUUAAUUUGAAUCACCAUAACCAGGGGUUGUUGAAACCAAUUGAUGACUGGAGAAGUGGUAGUAUUGACGUUGAUUAUGACCAGUUUUUUGGGAAGCGAGGCCGCGCAGCCAUCCCGAAUGCUCUCGGCAUUACCCAGUUCCGAGUCUUUCACGACAGUGACCAUCGGGGUGGCAGGUCAAUCGUCAACGCGUCAGACGACAAUUCGGAUCACUGGAGUAGUGAAGCGUUGAACACACAAGCAACUUAUGACCUGACCUUGAUAGACGGCGAUUCCAUUCGCUUUUGGGUAGAGGCUCGAGACAUCGCCGGCCACUUCGUGAGGGACACUGUAUUAGUUCAUGCUGAUUCUUCACCACCAAUCAUUGAAGAUUUCUGGCUGGUUCGGGACGAUACUGUGAAUGUAGCUGUACAUAAUUCAAGCGACUUGCACGACUUGAGUGUGGAGUUUAGGACCUACGACAUACACAGUGGGGUUCGAACCAUCGAGUGGCGUCUGUUUGACAACCACACAGGGAGCGAGGUUGAACAUGGGAGUCAGACAGUUGCUGCAGUCAAGGUUGACCAGGACGACUGUGAUCCAGUAACGUGUAUGUGUGUCCCUGGCGGUGACUGCUACAAUGUAGACUACGGGUUCAAACCAACAUUCCACAUUGGUGUUCAUGACUUUGACUAUUACAUUAGGUUGACGGUUACCAACCAUGCUAGACUGGCGAGAUCUAUCACAAUCAAGAUCACUGUGGAUGAGUCGCCCCCUCAAACUGGCGUGGUGCAUGAUGGGAUACGCGGGUCAGAUGAGGUCGACUUUCAAGAGGGCAAUGACCUCGCUGCGCACUGGGAAGGAUUCUUUGACAGGGAGAGCGGGGUCAAGUUUUAUGAGUAUCUUUAUGACGUCACAUGCUGGAAUGAUGCAGACACGAUACCUUCCAUCAAAGACAUGAUGACAAGAACUACCGUCACACAUGCAAGUUGGACAGCGCCCUCAAGAGGCAUGUACUUCAUCACAGUUAUCGCCUACAACCGUGCCUUAGAGCCGUCUGUUCCUAUCUGUUCUGAUGGUGUCAUGAUUGACACUAGCCCACCAGAGUUGUCUAAUAUCUCAAUCAGUGAUGCUCGAAUGAGGCCGGGUCUUGCCAAAGAUAACGAGGGCCGUGUGUGGUUCAUCAAUGAACAUCGAAAGAAGACUGAACUACUCAACGUGUCUGAUGUCUGCAGGUCUAAAGCAACCGUAGUGAGCGAUAUAACGCUGUACCCAGGCCAAGAAAUCCUAAAUGAUUCAGUCUCGGUUAUUGGAGAAGACAUUAAUUGUCAGUGGACGUCUGGCAUUCAAGAGAAGUUCUUUCUUCCUACACACAAACAUAUAACCUUUUCUUGGUCGGGGAGUGAUGCAGAGAGCUCAAUUUACGACUACGAGAUCGGUCUGAGCAGUGAUCCAUCCAAUCCGACCUCUGACCUUGUGACCUUUAUGUCGACAUCUGGUCAUGAUCGUUUCGUGAUGUAUCAUCCCCAUAUCAGCCAGGGGCAUGUUUUCUUUCUGGUUGUGAAAGCUGUCAAUAAAGCACAAUUGACUUAUUCUAAGUUUGUUGGACCUAUCAUCGUGGACACCACACCAUCCAUGUUUGUUGGCCGUAUUCUGGUUCAUUUAGACGGCGGGUAUUUGGUGACUGAAUGGGGUGACGACGGCUUCACGGACAGUGAGGAUGCAGAUCUUACAUAUCAAGUUGGCAUUGGACAUACCAGAGGUGGAACAGAGUUUGUCUCUUUUCGAUCCAAGGAAGAAUACGUCAUCGGUCCGUGUGAAUCCCAAACCUUCUGUGCUGCCUUCCUAUUGGAUGAUCUGAGCUGGUAUCUCCAUGGUGAUCAUGAAUAUUACAUCUCAGUCAAAGCUGAGAAUAGUGCUGGACUAUCGACAGUAGGAACCUCGUCUGUGUACAGGCAUAUCGUGCAGUUGCCAUCCCAGGGGGUGGUGCUCGAUGUUUCACCAUCUGGGAAAGAGGUUGGUUUUGGGUUUGUCAAGGACACCGACGUUCAGACGGAUCAGUCAAGAAUCUCCGCUCAGUGGUUCGGAUUUGAACAUCCCCAUCUUGAUGUCAAUUAUGAAGUGGCCGUAGGAUCAGGUGGACAUGGUUCCUAUGAUGUCAGCAAUGGCUUCAUUGACGUCCGCAAUGCAACGUCCUACCAGUUAGACGGACUUGAUCUAACACCACUCAUGACUUAUUACUUUACUGUCCGGGCAACAUCUGAAACUGGAAGCGUCAUCGUGACGUCAGACGGUAUCAAGGUCAUCCCAGAGGGUCAAAUACUAGAAGGGGCAUUUAUCAAAAAUGGACUCGGAUGUAAUCCUGAUAACAUAACCACGCCUACCGGGUUAUCCCAUCACUCAACCGCCCCAUCUCAACCCUGUGAAGAUGACGUCACAUACCAGCCCUCUACGUCUGGUAUCUCCGCCCGAUGGAGCAUCCCGGAGAUGUUACGGCCCUUUGUAACCAAUGUCUUAUGGACAGUGGAACAGGAGAUUCUGACUCAACAUGAUGUGGACAAUAGCUCAUCUGAGUGGGUCACAUUAUUGGACUAUCAAGAUCUAGGAAUGGCCUUCAAUCAUGUGGAUGCAAGCCUAGGGUUACAUGACGGAGCACAUCUGAGGUCUAAGGUUCAAUUCUGCCACGUGAGUGUCUGCUUUCAGCCAAUAAUAAGUGACGGGUUCUGGGAACUCUCACAGCCUCCCUUGGUAGGUGACAUCACUGUCAAUGACAUCGAGACAGAUUCAACAAGUACAAAUCUCCACGUGGUCUUCCAGCCGUUUGAGCAUGCGUACAUUGACCAUGAUAGACAGUUAGAGUUGAUGGACUUCUACGAGUGGACUAUUGCCGAGGAUGGGGAACACAGUGCCGUACUGAGUGAAUGGAAACGCAUUGAUGAUUUGAACAUCAUUGGUGAGACGGCCCGAUUCACUGCAUCGUUGGAUGGACAACUCGACCACGACACGUGUCUCCGUUUGGCUGUGAGAGGCUACAAUAAAGCUGGCCUUUCCUCCAUAGUUAGCACAGAGGUUGUGGAUUGCGAUGAUGUGAUGAUUGUUAAACCGCAUGUUGUCAUCGACUCAGACCAUGAAGUAACAUUAGAGCAGAAUGCUGUGUGGCUUGAAGCCGAUAAGAACUAUAUCUCAUCAACAACCGUCCUAUCAGCAGUCUGGCCUUCAUUACGUCAUAGGAACUACGUCUGGGCAGCAGUAAAAGACGCAGGAUCUGCCGGAUUCGGUGACUUAAACAAUGGAUUGAACUAUCCAUGUGAACACCCAAUGGCUGUGGGUUGUGGAAACACAGAUAAAGAGUUUGUGAACGUCCAAGACCUAUCACUCGAGCACGGUAAAUGUUACCGCAUCUGCAUCCACGCUGAUGAAGUCACAAUAGAGCAUGAGAAAUGGACGGAAACUCUGCCGUCAGUGUCCAGCUGUAGCGACGGUGUGGUCGUUGAUACGACACCGCCGACACCCGGAUCUGUCUGGAUCGGUUGGGGCAAUCAUAACAAAUAUCAGAGUUCGACUUCAAAGCUGGUUAUACAAUGGGAGUCUUUUAGUGAUGUUGAGGAACACGGCUUGGCACGUCAUCACUCUGGAAUCAAAUACUACGAGUAUGCAAUCGGAUCAAUGCCAGGUGGAAGCGACGUCAUAGACUUCACCCGUGUCGGUAUCGCCAACAGCAUCAUCAUACACAGCUUGAGGUUACAGAAUGGACACGCUUACUAUGCAGUCAUUAGAGCCACUGAUUUCGUUGGUUUGUCUACAACAUCAGCGUCUGACGCAAUUAUAAUCGACACAACACCACCGACUGUGAGUGAUGUCUACACAAUGGACGUUGGGGGCAGCAGCUUCAUUUUGUCCAAAACAUCUGUCUCACUAAGUUGGGAGAAUGUUUUCACUGACCAGGAAAGUGGAAUCGCAUACUAUGAGUGGGCAGUGGGUUCACAUCCGGGUCAUGCUGACGUCAUGCCAUUCAACAGAGAGGACUCAGAGUCUGGAGUCAAUGACCCUUCACAACCUUUGACCCUUCAUGAAGGUCACUCGUAUUUCAUUUCAAUAAAGGCCAUCAACCAUGUUGGGUUGAUCACGUUAAAGGCGUUCGGUGCCUUCACGGUAGAAGAGAGCCCUCCAGUGGCCGGUCACGUCUUUGAUGGAGAUCCAUCUCUCGCAUCAUCCAAUCACAGAGAUCGAGACUUCCAGGAGGACCGGAAGACGAUAAGUGCAUUCUGGGAAGGAUUUCAUGAUCCACAUAGCGCCCUCAUGGGUUAUUCAUGGAAAGCAGGGACGUGUAAAGGCUGCACUGACAUCAUACCUGAGCAGAAUAUCGGCAUGGAUACUGAAUGUACAGCUGACAACCUGAACCUUGUGCCUGGUUUAACAUACUAUGUAACUGUGACGGCCUGUAACGCUGCUGACCUGUGUACUUCAGUGACAUCUGAUGGGGUCCUGAUUGAUGAUUCGCCCCCGUUGGUAGGUCGAGUGUUUGAUGGAAGCCCCGGUGCUGGCGAUAUCAGCUUUCAGUCGUCAAGGAGGCAGCUCUCAGCACAUUGGUGGGGUUUCCAUGAUCCCCAUUCCAGCCUAUCACACUAUGAAUGGCGAGCUGGUACCACACCAGGCUCGGCUGAUAUCCUUUCAUCAACGCGUAUUGAGCUGUCACAAUCUGCUCUGAUGUUCCUGUCGGAGUCAGAUCAGAUGCUAGACAAUACUGAUAUCUACAUCACAGUCCGUGCUUAUAAUGGGCUUGGUAUGUGGAGUGAAGCUACAUCCAAUGGGUUCCGUGUAGAUUCAAGCCCACCUCGAGUGAUUCAGGAACCAACCAUUGACGGAACAUUCGGAGUGGCUGUCACAAACACUCAGGUUCUUUGUGACGUCAUUCGAUUCGUCUGGAAGUUCGAUGACCCAGAGAGUGGCAUAAAGGAACAGUACGUGUCAGUGAGCACACAUCAUAAUGGAGAUUUUAAUAUUCCAGCACUAAAGGUUGCUGGAAGUGAAGUAGACCACACCUUCACCAAUUUGACCUUACAUGACGGAAGCCACUAUUUCAUCACAGUGGUAGCAUGUAAUCAUGCCGGUCUCUGCACUGAAGCAAAGUCAGCAGAAUUUCUUGUCGACCGUAGCUCCCCCAACGUGGGAACAUUUGCAGUUCGAACAGGGAGUUCAGCCGAACUAGAACAUCGUCGCAUAAUUUGGAUAACUCCAACCGGGACAGAAUCAUCUGGUCCCACACCUCCACGCUAUCACUCUGGUUGGAUGACAUGGUUACAGGACACGCCUAGCUCCACUGGAUCCCUCGCCCUUGCUUGGAUUGGGUUUGCUGACUUACACUCCGGUAUCAGUCACUACUUUGUCUCUGUUGGACGAACGUACGGUGGCUCAGAACUCACUCCCAGAGGACCAGUUCGUGUGAGCCACAGCAGUGAUGGCAUGUCAUCGGAUGAAGGCAUUGCACAAACAGCAAUUAUACCAGUAGAGGGCAGUAUAACUGAUUCCAUCAAUCACUACCUUUAUGUGUCUCUAUGGGCUGUAAAUGGGGUUGGCCUACCAAGCAGUCGCCACCAUUCGACAUUUGAAAUUUCUGAAACAUCACCCGAUGAGGGCGCACUGGUCCUGUUACGUCGUUGCCAAUCUGCAACAUGUGAGGGUCACUGCACUUGUGCGCCCGUUCAUCUAACCUGUUCUACAGCACAAGGACUCUGUAGUGAUUUAACAAGAGACAACCCUAAUACCGAGAUCGAGGUACUAGACGUUAUUGAUCUGAACUUUGUCGAUAUCGAUAACUUGAUUGAUGUUGAUGGCACUCCUACUCAGUAUAUGAUGGCUGCUGCAUGGCGGGUCAGUCAGCUGAAAGGACUGAGUAUCAAUUGGUAUGAAUGGAGUAUUGGGGACGACUCGUCAACAGAUGUUGAGCCCACAGGGGUAUUCGAUUCAGCCAAUGAAAGGGUUUGGUUUGACAUUGGACAGGAAAAUCAUACCAUCUUUACACUCGAUAAAGACCGGACUCUGACAGCUGGAUUGAGGUAUCAUUUUUACGUCCGGGCCUGGUACAGUGACACCUCGUACGCCGUGUUUAGAUCAGAUGGUGUUACGCCAGAUAUCGAGGCUCCAGAAAUCUCAAAAGUCAGAGGAACAAAGAUAAAGGAUCUAGCAACCGAACAGUCUACGGCGGAUACCGACUAUCUCAACGAUCCUGAGACUCUGUACGUCUCUUGGGAGGGAGUGUUUCGAGACGACGAGAUAUCACACUAUGAGGUAUCACUCAGCACAUUCAAAGGAGGUGAAGAUGUCAGUCACUUUGCCGCCAAAAUCUUACCAUCGAGUGAACCGAGGACACAGUUCACUGGCCUUGGUCUUCAGAGUGGGCACCGUUACUAUAGCAACGUACGGGCAACAAACAAAGCUGGUCUGCGCACACUCAGAAGCAGUGAUGGCUUUGUGGUUGAUCUGAGAAAACCGGAUGCUGGACUGGUGUUUGAUGGGAUAGAUCUGCAUGAUGUAGAAUACCAGAACUCUAGUACAUUGAUCUCAGCCUCAUGGCACGGCUUUACAGACCUGGAGUCCUACAUUGACCACUAUGAGUGGUGUGUGGGACGAACUCCUGACUCUACUGAUGAUAAUGUCCUCCAAUGUACCGAUGUUGGUAUGCAGUUAUCAGCAUCGACGACGCUUGAAGUUCCUCUCACAGGAGGUAUUAGGUACUAUUCCAUUGUGUCAGCCAUUGAUGCAGCUGGUUUAGCGUCAGAGCAAGUCUUCUCUGAUGGAGUUGUAGUUGACGUCACUCCUCCAGAGCCGCAGAAUUGCAUCCACUCUGGAGAUAAUCUCAUCGUAAAUCCAUCAUUUGAAGGACAACAUGAACCAGAUAUUCAGGAACCGAUGUCAACGCAGACGACCGAGGCUGAGUUAACUGACAACUCGUCACCUGCUUUGACGACAGAGUCUCAUGUACCUGAUUCCACGACAGAAGAUGAAGCCGAGCUAAAUGACAACUCGUCACCUGCUUUGACGACAGAUUCUCCUGCAGUUGAUUCCACGACACAAGAUGAGUCCGAGCUUUAUGACAACUCGUCACUUGCUUUGACGACAGAAUCACCUGUUGAAUCCACAGCAAACUCUGAAGAAGACUCUGAAAGUUCACAGGAUGAAUUAACGCCAUGGGAAGUUGGCUCUAAUACCCAACUCACUGUGAUCACUCAUGGGAAGAAGGUUGCUCGUGACGGACGUUCCUUCUUAUCGUUACACGGAUCGAUCUCACAAACUUUCAACUCGACCCCUGGAAGCCACUACCGGGUUCUCUUCUUUACUAGUCACAUUGUCCCGUCUCAUGAGCCUCUGUUAAACCAGGAAGGUCGCAUUGCAGCACCAGGAUUAAACCGUGUCUUCAGGUUGUACAGCCGCCCAGCUGGUAGUCACUCUAAUCAGAGUCUGUCGUCCAUACAAUGGCAUGAACAGAGGUUUUAUUUCACAGCCAGCGAAGCUCUCUCAAGGUUGAGAAUAUCAUCAGUGGGGCGAUCGAAUGGAAUUCUACUUGACAAUAUUCAGGUGACACUAAUAACCACUGAGCCGAGCACUGGUCAGGGAUCAGUCGAUGUCCAUACACAGUUUAUCCACAAUUGGUCAUCACUCCAGGCCACGUGGCAUUUCAUAGAUCCAGAGAGUCCAAUCAUUGACUAUAAUUGGGCCAUCGGAACCAGUUCUGGUGGCACCCAAUUAAAGAACUUCAAGUCCGUUGGAACCCAAACCAAUGCUAUCAAUACCGAGCUCACCAUGUCUCACGGUUCCUUUGUCUACGUCACGGUGACGGCAAAGAAUGCUGCUGACCUUAUAUCCGUUGUGACCUCUGACCCUGUAUUAAUUGACCUGACAGCUCCCAUUAUCCAUUCAGUUCUAGAUGGAGGAAGUGAAGAUGAUAUUGACUUCAGUUCAGAUGACAAAUCUGUCUCAAUCAGUUGGUCCGCCUCUGAUCCAGAAAGUGGAGUUGAUUACUGUGAAUGGGCUAUUGGUUUAGAACCAGGGCUUGAUGACGUCAUACCUAGCACAGUUUCACCCGAUUCAGAGUCAAAGGUCAUUGCAGAUCUCUCUGGCGUCAUGGUCGAAGGUCAGAAAUUAUUUGCUACAGUUAAAUGCUUCAACAAUGACGGGAGGUCAUCGUGGAAAUCAUCUGACGGCGUUACCAUAGUAACAGAACCGCCACUUUCACUGGCAGCCGUCGUCAAAGUAAAAGCUGUGUCCGAUACAGCGUAUGCAACGCUCGACGAGUACCAGUCACAAAAUAGUUCCCUCAAAGCAUCAUGGGAAGGAUUCACGGACCCAUUUGGCAUACAAUUUUACCAGUGCCGUCUCACUGGACCAAGUUACUCUACAUCUCCUUGGACACGAUGUGGCUCUGCAUCGGAAGAGCAUCUGAAUUGGUCAGAUCUUACCCUGGAGGAUGACGCAACGUAUAGCCUGUCUGUCAGAGCUGUCAAUCAUGCGGAUUUGAUCAGCCAGGCUAUCACUAAGAAUUUCACAGUUGAGACCUCAAGACCUACCAGCCAGGGUUCAAAUUUUCUGAAUACAACAUGGGAGGGAAAUGGCACCUUGGUUGAUUUGAGCUGGGACGGUUUGUUCGUCUCCUCCUCUCCAAUGUUCUUUGAAGUCUCUCUCGGUACCAUCUUAGGCGGAAGUGACGUCAUGCAGUGGGUAGAGACAAUGCAUACUGGUAUGCGUGUAUCACCGCUGGUUCCGCACACAGACUACUACAUAACAGUCACGGCUAUCAACGCAGCAGGGUUACCACAGACAGUGAACGUGGUGAUCAACCAUGGAUGAUUAAAUCAACUAUGACUUUGAAAUGUGAACUAAAAUAUAUAUUUUGUAUUUCCACAAUGCUAAAACCUUGCCCCCUUGGUUAGCAUGGUUAGGCAAGUCAUUUUGAACGCUAGGAUGCAAAACAAUUUUUUGCAAAUAAAACAUGGUUAUAAAAUGCGUUUUACAGAGUUGUAUUCUUUAUGCACGUUCAGAUUAUGCAACUUUCCAGAAAUGUUCUUGACUUUUUUCCGCAUUCAGUCAUCAUUGAUAUAGGGGAUGGGACGAUAACUUCAAAUGGUUAUAACAAAACCGGCACUACUGUAAAGUUCUUGCCAGAAAUUGACUGUACAUAAAGUAUUACAACCCAAGAUAAAGUGCCUUGAUUGAUUAAAGGCACUUGACACUAUUGGUAAUUACUCAAAAUAAUUAUUAGCAAAAACCUUUCUUGGUGAUGAGUA
This is a messenger RNA of Asterias rubens (European starfish), 10913 nucleotides long. RefSeq lists its product as uncharacterized. Lineage: Eukaryota; Metazoa; Echinodermata; Asteroidea; Forcipulatida; Asteriidae. The transcript has 55 exons. The coding region runs from base 190 to 10476 and encodes 3428 amino acids. Gene Ontology annotation, molecular function: protein binding. The record is from RefSeq and is a predicted model, not a curated record.